AUGGGUGGAAAAGCGGAGAAAGGUACACCAAAGUAUAUAGCGAAUAAAAUAAAAGCGAAAGGACUCCAGAAACUGAGGUGGUACUGCCAAAUGUGUCAGAAACAGUGCCGCGAUGAGAAUGGGUUCAAAUGCCACACCAUGUCGGAAUCCCACCAAAGGCAACUGCUGCUGUUCGCUGAUAACGCCAAUAAGUACAUAGAUGAAUUCUCCAAGGAGUUUGCAGAUGGUUACGUGGAGUUGCUGCGAAGGCAGUUUGGUACGAAGAGGGUGAAUGCAAAUAAAGUUUAUCAGGAGUACAUAUCACAUAGGGACCAUCUUCACAUGAAUGCUACACAGUGGGAAACUCUCACAGAGUUUGUGAAGUGGCUCGGACGUGAAGGUAAAUGUGUGGUUGAUGAAACGGAGAAAGGUUGGUUCGUAGCAUACAUUGACAGGGACCCGGCCGCUGUCGCUGCAAUGGAAGCUAAAGCUAAGAAGGAAAAAAUGGACAAGGAUGAUCAGGAGAGAAUGCUAGAGUUUAUACAGAAACAAGUCGAAAGAGGUAAAAAGCAAACCACAAGAAGCGAAACUGAGCCCACAUAUACGGAGUUUAAGAGAGAGAGUAGUCAGGAAAAGGUUACGUUAAGUUUGAACUUGAAGAGGAAAACUGAAGAAAAUAAACCAGAGACACUGCAGACUGUCUCUUUCAAGUUGAAGGGAAAAGAUAAAGAUGAGAAAGAUGGUUCAUCUACCUCCAGUAAAAGAGUUAAGACGGAGGAGGGCAAGAGCAGGACAGCGUUAGAAGAAGUCAUGGAAAUGGAGGAGCGAGCGAAAGAGAGAGCCAAUCGCAAAGACUACUGGCUAUGUGAGGACAUAAUCGUCAAAAUCGUGACAAAAUCACUCGGCGACAAGUUCUACAAGAAGAAGGGCACCAUAGAGAAAGUAAUAGACAAGUACGGAGCGCAAGUCAAGCUCAUAGACGAGAACGUCAAGUUAAAACUGGAUCAGAACCAUUUGGAAACAGUUAUCCCUUCACCGGGCAGACAAGUUAGAUUCGUGAAUGGUGCAUACAGAGGUCUUAUUGGAAUAUUAAAAGAUGUCGACACAAAAAGCUUUUGUUGCCAAGUAGAGUACACAUUUGACAAUGACAUUUCGGAUUCGCAAACGUUACGAAUUCGAUAUUGGUUCGUGCUAAGGGAGGAGCUCGAUGGCGCAGGUGGUUAG
Chilo suppressalis (striped riceborer) is the source of this 1203-nucleotide messenger RNA. Lineage: Eukaryota; Metazoa; Arthropoda; Insecta; Lepidoptera; Crambidae. The record is from the annotation of a GenBank genome assembly.